Messenger RNA from Penicillium diatomitis, 2802 nucleotides. RefSeq names its product DEAD/DEAH box helicase. NCBI's taxonomy places the organism in Eukaryota, Fungi, Ascomycota, Eurotiomycetes, Eurotiales, Aspergillaceae. The coding region runs from base 1 to 2802 and encodes 933 amino acids. The record is from RefSeq and is a predicted model, not a curated record. Gene Ontology annotation, molecular function: zinc ion binding; nucleic acid binding; ATP-dependent chromatin remodeler activity. The transcript is spliced from 4 exons.
AUGCCUCGAGCUGCAGCGAAACGCAAGGCUGAGGCAGUGGAGUCGGACACAAAUGGCCAUGCUCCAGAAGACAAUCGAGGGCCUAAGACUAGCCGAACUGAUGAGACCAAUGGCUCCUCAAUCAUCACAGGUCAAAGAUUCGGGCAAGCAGCCGACUACAUUCCUCUGGAAAAUGCAGAUUACAUCCCACUCACGCAAGUCCCUGGCGCAGAUGAAGAUGAUGCCCACGCUGAGGAUCUCGUCGAGUCAACCCAAGGUACCGAUGAAUCCUCGGAAUCUGGUUCCAUCCUCUACGGUAAAAUCGAUGGCAAGAUUGUGGGUGUCCGCUUUUACAGAGGAGUUGCUACUCCGGGCGAGCAUGUGGUCUUGAGAAGAGAGCCCCAUAACCAAUAUGAUCGCAAUGCUAUUCGCGUGGAUAACGUGAUGGGCGCUCAAAUUGGGCACAUCCCACGAGGCAUGGCUGCGAAGCUGGCUCCUUAUAUGGAUGCGCGCGAUCUAUCCGUAGAGGGUAUCUUGACUGGUUACAAAGGGCAAUUCGAUUGUCCAGUCUUGCUUCGACUCUUCGGAACGAACGAUCCAGCCCGGAGAGAUGAUCUGAAACACCGAAUGCAGAACGACAAGCUCCCCGUGAAAGAUUUCAAUGAGGCCCAACGGGAGCAAAAGAAACAAGAAACACGGCGCGAGCAAGAAAUCAAGCAGUCUGAGAAGAAUGCUCGGGCGAUGGCUCUCGGGAAAGCCGCUCAGCAAUGGCAACCAAAUGCAAACGCCGCAUUCGCGAACCUGUCCACUCCAACGGGGCUGGGCGAGCCUCAGAGUAUAGAAGAGCUGCUCGAUCAAAGUACCUCCUACAAUCCUCGAGACAUCAGCAAAGUGGUGGAAUCCUUUGGUCAGAAAGAGGCCGAUCUGGAACACAUGCCCAUGGCCCCGUGCCCGUCGGGCCUCUCGACAGAGCUGCUGCCCUACCAAAGACAAGGCCUUGCAUGGAUGAUCAACAAGGAAUCGCCUUCUUUGCCAGCUCCAGGCUCCGACGCCAUUGUCCAGCUAUGGAAACGUGAUGGAUCUCGAUUUACCAAUGUGGCAACAAACUAUUCGACCGAUAAAGAGCCACCGUUGGCGAGUGGCGGCAUUCUCGCUGAUGACAUGGGUCUGGGAAAGACGAUACAAAUCAUAUCCCUCAUCAUGGCGAACUCUACACCCAAAACCCCGACCUCUAGCAAGACGACUCUCAUCUUGGCCCCAGUGGGCGUGAUGAGUAACUGGAGAAACCAGAUUGAGGACCACACGCAUAAAGAAUCCGCGCCAAAAGUUUUGAUCUAUCAUGGUUCUGGAAAGAAAGAAAAGGCCAAACUUGCCGACUACGAUGUGGUGAUUUCGAGCUACGGUGCGCUUGCCAUGGAAUACGAGCCAAAUGCGAAAAAGCCUUCCAAGACGGGAAUAUUCUCUCUUCAAUGGCGACGAGUCGUGCUCGACGAAGGCCAUACUAUCCGAAACCCGCGCUCGAAGGGUGCACUUGCAGCCACCGCCGUGCGAGCUGAUUCUCGCUGGACAUUAACGGGCACCCCAAUCAUCAACACCCUCAAGGAUCUGUAUUCCCAAGUUCGCUUCUUGCACAUGUCAGGCGGCAUGGAGGAUUUGAGUGUCUUCAACAGUAUCCUGAUCCGCCCACUUGCGAAUCAAGACUCAGAAGCCCGAUUGCUACUUGAAGCUUUGAUGAGCACUAUUUGUCUACGCCGCAGGAAAGAUAUGCAAUUUAUCAAUCUCCGACUACCCGAAAUGACUUCGCGUGUGCUUCGCGUGAAGUUCCAUCCUCAUGAACUGGAGAAGUACAAUGCAUUUCAGAAGGAGGCCAAAGGCGCACUACUCGACUUCAAGGACAAAGAAGGUGGCUAUUCCACUUUAUUGGAGGUCAUCCUACGAUUGCGUCAGGUUUGCAAUCACUGGGCCCUUUGCAAAAAACGCAUCGACAAGCUUAUGGGUGACCUUGAAAAGUGGAAGGUUGUUCCUCUGACUCCGGAGAAUUUGAAGGCCCUCCAAGAUAUGCUACAGAUUCAAAUCGAAAGCCAGGAGGCGUGUGCAGUCUGUCUUGACAAUCUCGAGGAUCCCGUGAUUACAUCAUGCGGACAUGCCUUCUGUCGCGGCUGUAUCGAGCAAGUCAUUGAGCGACAGCACAAAUGCCCGCUUUGCCGCGCAGACAUUAAAGACAGCACUGGUCUUGUCUCCCCUGCAGUAGAGAUGGGCGAAGACGCCGAGACAGGUGUUGCUGACCCGGAGCACCCAAGCAGCAAGAUCGAGGCCUUGAUUAAAGUACUGACUGCGCAAGGCCAGUCUUCGGGGACCAAGACCGUGCUUUUCAGCCAAUGGACUUCUUUCCUCGAUCUGAUUGAACCACACUUACAGCAACAUGGUAUCUCCUUCGUUCGCAUUGACGGCAAAAUGCCCUCCGUCAAGCGCGACAAUUCGAUCAAUGCCUUUACUCACGACCCGAAGUAUACGGUCCUGCUUGCCAGUCUCAGUGUCUGCAGUGUCGGGUUGAAUCUUGUGGCGGCGAACCAGGUCAUACUAGCGGAUAGUUGGUGGGCACCCGCGAUCGAGGACCAGGCCGUGGACCGUGUCUAUCGUCUAGGCCAGAAACGCGAGACUACUGUCUGGCGUCUUGUCAUGGAGAAUAGCAUCGAAGAACGCGUGCUCGAUAUCCAGGACCGCAAACGAAAACUGAUGCUGUCGGCAUUCCGGGAGACCGCCAAAAAGAAGGCCGAGAGCACAGCGACUCGUAUCGCUGAUUUUGAAACUUUACUGAGUUGA